This is a messenger RNA of Heterotrigona itama, 246 nucleotides long. The record is from the annotation of a GenBank genome assembly. Lineage: Eukaryota; Metazoa; Arthropoda; Insecta; Hymenoptera; Apidae.
GCAACCAUAAAUCUCGCCUUACGAUUGUGCAACGCUCUUAUAGCCUCAAGAGCUUCAAACGAUUCGCUUCCUAUCGAGUACCGAUUGAAAUCUGACAGAAUUAGAAAUAGAGUGACUUUGCCGAUAGCAAGAAAUAAAUCUUGUCAUAUUCGCAAUAUCAUCUUCAAAAGAAUUGUUGCCCUUAAUAUUGAAACUACUGAUAACCAAAGUGUCAAAGAAACCAAUGAGAAAUUCAUAAUACAAUAA